CCUUAUCAAAAUCUUCAUAAUCUCUCUCUUUCUCUAUCCUCCUCUCCAUCUUAGUAAGAAACCAAGAAAGAAAACGUAAAAUUAAUAAAAGCUAGCCGAAACCUAAAAGCAACAACCGGAUCCGGGUUCCCGGGUUGGAGCGAGCGGGUAUACAUACGGCCGUUUGCCCUAAUCUGGCUUGACAUGCUAACUCAAACCGGUCCGCCCGGAUGCACUUUUCGCCCUUCCUCCUCCUGCUCUGAAACUCGGGGUUUUGAAGUUAGAGCUGUGAUUUUGGCUCAGUUUACAUUUCCAGUGGUUUUAGGCAAAUGGCCGAUGGUCUUGAAUUCACACCGGCGUCCUCUACACCCAAGAAGGACCCGGCAUGGAAUCAUUGCCAGACAUACCAGGACGGUCUUAGAAAACACUUGAAGUGUAUAUAUUGUGGCAAAGUCUUUAAGGGAGGCGGGAUAUAUAGAUUCAAGGAGCAUCUCUCAGGUCGAAAGGGCGGCGGGCCCAUCUGUGAUAAGGUUCCCGGCGACGUCAAGGCCACGAUCCAAAACUAUCUAGAUGGCGGUGGUUCAGGGAGGAUGAGCCGGAGCCAGAUGGAUUAUCAGGAAGACUUGAGUAGUGCCGGCUUAGUCGACAAUCACGUGCAGUUGCUAGUUAACCCUCUGGAGUAUUCAGAUUCUGGUCCUAAUAAGCGCAGGAAAAAGGAUGUUGCAUGGUUGCACUGUGAGGCACUGAAAGUCAACGACAGAGUGCAGAUUAAGUGCAAAUACUGUGGCAAAAUAUUUAAGGGUGGUGGGAUUUAUCGAUUCAAGGAGCAUCUUGCUGGUCGAAAGGGCUCUGCACCUGUUUGUCUUAAAGUUUCAGAAGAUAUCCGGAAGGCAAUGCAGCUGUUAUUGGAUGAGCUUCCAGUCAGGCCUAGCAGGGGACACAAUUUGACUCUGGAAGAAAUGAAAGCUGGUAUUGUUUCCCCAAUUUCUGCUGCUGGUCCAAUGGGUAUAUUUGGUAAUCACCAUGUUGAUGAUGAUGACAACGAUGGAGGUGGUAAUUCUGAGUCUGAAGGUGUAGAUGGGUUAGAAAUAAACCUGAAUUCCUUACUUCAUCAGGGAGGAACAGGUAAUGGGAAGGAAGACGGGACGAGAGAUAAUAGGUCUCUAGUUGCUGGUGCGGGGGGAGCUAAUGUGGAAAACUCUGUUCAUGUGAAAUUAGGCCGGUUCUUGUAUGAUGUAGGUGCGAGUUUUGAUGCUCUUGAUUCAGCUUUCUUCUCAUCAUUUAGUGGUAUGUUUUCCCAUAGAGGAGGAGCUGCAGAGGUUUUGGGCCUCUCGAGCCGUGAUCUUCGAGGCUGGAUACUGAAGAAUUUGGUCAAGGAAGUGAACGAGGAGAUCAAUAGGCAUAAGUCAACAUGGGAGAGAACUGGUUGCUCUAUUUUGGUGGAGCAAAGGACCACAGAGAGUGGUCGAAUAGUACUGAACUUCCUGGUCCAGUGUGCAAGAGGAACUGUGUUUCUGAAAUCUGUUGAUGCAUCAAACAUCGACUACUCUGCAGAUGAUCUGUAUGGUGUCCUCAAAGAAGUGGUUGAAAUUGUAGGACCCGAACAUGUUCUUCAAGUGAUUACACACGUUGGAGAACAUUAUGCUGUUGCUGGGAAGAACCUAAUGGAUAAUUUUCCUUCUCUGUAUUGGGCCCCUUGUGCUGCUAAUUGCAUUGAUUUGAUGCUGGAGGAUUUUGGAAAAUUCGAAAUAAUUAGUGGAGUGAUCGAGAGAGCUAGAUCCAUCACCAAAUUUUUCUACAACCAGAGCGCUGUUUUGAAGCUGAUGAGGACUUUUACUUAUGGCAAUGACAUCUUACAGCAAGGACCUACUCGAUCUGCAACCAACUUCACUUCCUUGAAACGACUAGCUGAUUUCAAACUCAAUCUGCAAACUAUGGUUACUUCACCAGAGUGGAUGGAAUCUCCUUACUCUAAGCUACUCGGGGGGAUGGCAGCUAUGGAAGUUAUUAACGACCGAUCAUUUUGGUCUGAUUGCAUUGUGAUUAUUCGCUUAACAAGUCCGCUCCUUCGUGCUUUAAAUGUAGUGAGCAGUCAAAAGAGGGGUGCAAUGGGUUAUGUACUGGCAGCUAUCUAUCGAGCGAAGGAGGCUAUUAGGAGGGAACUAACUAAGAGCGAGGAGUACAUGGUAUACUGGAACAUCAUUGAUGAAAGGUGGCAACUACAGAAGCACCUUCCUAUUCAAGCUGCAGGCUUCUUCCUCAACCCUAAAUUCUUCUAUGGAAGCGGGGGAGAGUUGCAGAUCCCCACAUCUAAGAUGUUGGACUGCAUCGAAAGGUUGGUUCCUGAACUUCCUGAUCCAGAGGUCCAAGAUAAGACUGCUGGGGAACUAAACCUGUACAAGAGUGCUGCUGGGGAUCUUGGGAGAAAGAUGGCUGUUAGAACUAGAGAAACCAUGCUUCCCGCUGAAUGGUGGUCAACAUAUGGCGGAGGCUGCCCGAAUUUGGCACGAUUAGCGGUUCGGAUCCUAAGUCAGCCUUGUGGCAUUCCAGUUUGCAACUGGAACCAUAUCCCCUUUGAGAAGUUGCACAGCUCAAGGAACUGCCUCGAGCGUCAACGACUGGCAGAUACCAUCCUUGUCCAAUGUAACUUUCGUCUUAAGCAAAUGUCGAAUGAAAGUCGAAAACAUAAUUCAGGAGAUGUCAUAACAUUUGAAAACAACAGUCUGAUUGAGGAUUGGAUCGCCGAAAAUGAGAUGAACUUAGAGGACUACGGGGAGAUGGAUUGGAUGGCGCUUGUCCCGUCUAACACCAACUCGAUGCAGCUGGCAUCUUCAGUUGACGAAACUGAAGACUUGGGUACAGCUUUUGGUGACCCGGAGAUCCUUAACGGUCUGGUCUAAACCGUAGAGAAGAAUAAGUGGCAUCGAUGGGUGGGCAGAGAUCUUGACCUUGUUUUUCUUUUUUCUUUUGCUUUCAUGGUGGCUAUGUGUGAAAAAGCUUUGAGGACUUGUUCCUUUCUCAUUCUGGAGUGAUCUUAAUGCAGAAAUCAAAGGCUUAUUUUAACAUUUCAGCCCCCUCUUUUGUGUUGCUUUGAGUUAUGAGCUUCUCCUGGUAGGAGUAACUGUUUCCAAAGUCAGAAUCUGUGUAGUAUUCGUUGAUUAAACAGAAACCCUAGCAGUAGUAUUCGUCUCCCUUAUGUUCUAGUUGGUUUUUGGGUACCUUGCGUCACAAGUUUCUAAGACCUGCACUCUUUAUAUAGCUCUCCCGCCCUUUAGCUUUCCUCGUCGGUACCGUCUUUGGAAGGUCCGUCAAAAGCAACUAUUUUUUUUAUCUUUCUUCUCAUAGCUUCGGCAAAGCGGAAACCCUAGCCACUGUCAGAGCUCCAGCCUUGUCGUCGUCGAUGGUGGCUGGGGGAGCUAUCGACAGGGUGAGCAAUCUCCCUGACCACAUCCUGCAUCACAUCCUCUCCUUCCUCGACACCAAAUCCUGCGCGCGGACCAGCAUUCUCUCCAGGGGAUGGACCAAACUGUGGAAAGACGUCGUCGAAUUCGACGGGCUAAGCCGACUCCCGGACUACAUCCUGCACCUCAUCCUAUCCUUCCUCAGCCUCCAAUCCUCCGGCCGAACCAGCAUCCUGUCGCGGAGGUGGGCCAACCUGUGGAAAGGCGCCCCCGACGUCCUCACUACCGUCCGUGCAAUCGACUUCCGUACUGCGGCAAGUUUUCAAAACCUCCUGUCUUCUCUUCGUUCACACCGUAGUACUGUAACUGUCAGGAGAAUUGGUUUCCAGUCCCGGAGAGUAAUGGAAAAAGAAUACAAGAUGUUUGAUAUGCUCAUGGAAUAUGCUGCCAGCGCCGGCCCUGACCAGCCCCUCCAGGUUCUAACCCUCGAUGCGAAUCAAUGCUAUCCUUUCUACCGGAUGACCGACUCCAUCACCCGCUACGGCCACCACAAGUCUCUCACUGCUCUCAAAUUGACGGCAGCGCCGCUCUACGCUUCUGCGGACCUCUGCCUCACGGCGUUGACUACCCUGGAAUUGGAUCACUGCGAUCUGAACUACGAUGCUUUCGCCGGUCUUCCUUGCUUGAGCAGCCUGAAGAUGGUCUGCUGCGAUUCCCGCAGGUCGCCCCUGAGAGUGUUCGGACCCCAGCUGCUGAACCUCGAGAUCGGUGGCGGCGAUUGGCGUAGGAGCUGUUCAUUUAGUCAGCUGUAUGCGCCGAAGCUGGAGCGUUUCUGGCUGGACGGUCAUGCUCCCGAGGUUUGUUACCUCCUCAAGGACGUCGAAUUUGCCUCCCUUGCUCGCGCCAGUGUCCGGCUGGACUGCACGCAGGUGGAUGAUAUGUGUAUGUUUCGUGAGCCCGCGUUCAGGGCGUUUCUGCGUGGCCUGCGCAAUGCGGAGUCUCUCGAGCUGCGUUGUUUCGAAGUUACGACUCGAUGCCAAGACUCUCUCGUCGCUCGGAUGAAGCCAUUAGUUGAGGACGAGCUCUCUGGUUUUACCAGAUUGAAGAGUGCUCCUGAGAUUCGAAUUCGAGGCUCGAGGGGCGGAGUCGGGUCUCUGUUGGAAGUUGGACCGCAACAGCAUGAAGAAUCCGAAUCCUUUCAGGAGAAGAAUUGGUUAUGGGCCCCAGUUUGAAAAAUCAGGGUCAGUAAAAGAAACGAUGUCGACAAAGUCAGUCGAGUGGUUUAUUUCAGUUAGUCACUCUUGUUAUAACUCAGAGUCGAAUCAUGGUUGCCCAUUUGUAG
This is a messenger RNA of Linum tenue, 4722 nucleotides long. The record is from the annotation of a GenBank genome assembly. NCBI's taxonomy places the organism in Eukaryota, Viridiplantae, Streptophyta, Magnoliopsida, Malpighiales, Linaceae.